AGUAGCUGUCAGUUGCUGAGCUGCUCUCGCACUGUGAAGCUUCCUGGAGCCAGGAUGGUGGCGGAAGGCGAGCCGGGGAGCCUCGUGAAGGUCGGGUAUCUCCUGAUUCUCUCCACGUCCUGGGGCAUGCAGUUCUGGAUGACUUUUAUAGCGGGAUUCGUGCUGAUUAGGGGGGUGCCCCGGCACACCUUUGGCUUAGUACAGAGUAAGCUGUUCCCGUUUUACGGCCAUGCCGUCCUGUUGUGCUCCUUCUUGAACCUGGCGGUGUAUGCGGCUUACCAUCCCCGUGACCUGCUGUCACCCAGCGAGAGUGUACAGAUUUCGCUCUUCUUUGGUUCCCUCAUUUUAUCUGCCCUGAACGCUCGCUGGUUCUCUCCGGCCACGUCCAAGUCCAUGUUUAAGAUGCAGGCUAUUGAACGAGAGCACGGCCUCGGAGGAGAAGUAGGGCUAAAGGCCAACGCGGAAGGUUAUAAGCUUCUCCGAGAGCAGGAUCCCAAAUACCAGGCCCUGCGGAAGCGUUUUAUGCGUUACCAUGGAAUCUCGUCGCUCUGCAAUCUCGUGUGUCUGCUCUGCAACGGAGCCAACCUGGUCUACACGGCUCUGCUGCUGCCCACCCUGUAGGGGCUCCGCAGGAUAGGGCUCUAAAGUUGGUCCUCAGGUGUGUCUGGGAUGUCCAACAUGAGCCCAGGUGGCUAAUUGAUUGCCGUAAAUGGAGGCCGGUGAUCUUAUGAAGACUUGUUGGAAACCAAGAAACGCAAGAAAAGAAGCCUCUUAAGUCCCCCCAAAAAGAUGAUGUGACUACAAAUCUCAUGACAAUCAGCCAGCUGGAUCUUGAGAGUUGUUUCGUUGCACCCUGGCUCUUCGCAGGUAGAGGGCAGCAGGGCCUUGUCUGAACUACCCCAUAAAUGUGAGGGUCAGACCCCAAAAAUGGCAAUCAAUUCUGAUAUUUUUGUUUUCUAUAAUUGAACUAUAAUCUCCCAGAAAUAAUAUCCGGGUGAAUGUAAUAAAUUUUAUAUUUACAUGUAA
Messenger RNA from Spea bombifrons (plains spadefoot toad), 1026 nucleotides. It is a transcript of the gene TMEM205, whose product is annotated as transmembrane protein 205. Bases 55 to 621 code for a protein of 188 amino acids. The transcript has 4 exons. Lineage: Eukaryota; Metazoa; Chordata; Amphibia; Anura; Pelobatidae. The record is from RefSeq and is a predicted model, not a curated record.